AAUUAUAUAUCCCAGGGAAUUAAGUUACCACAAGUCUUAACUAAGGUAAGAGCAAGGUACUUUCAUGCAAACAACGACGAUUUAACUUCUAUUAGGAAAAGUGUGCGGUUUUUUCCUUUACGAUCGAUACUUUCAAUCAGGAAGAAAAUACGCAAUUAAAGCUGCCGGCGUAUCCUGUACUUCGAAUUAAUUCAUUCCGUGCGAGUGGAUCUUUUCUUUGAAGAAGAAAACGACAUGACGAGAUUUCAUUUUAUUUUUAAUACACGUUCGUACAAGCGUUUACGAACGAAUAAGCGUACGUGUGUACUUGUAAAAUCUUUGAAAGAAUUAUAUAAAAAGUUAAAGGGUUAUUACUUCGCAAUUAAUCUCGGAACAUUUAUGGAGAAUGAUCGUUUUCAUUUAUAGUAUAUUAAUCGAUAGAAAUGUGCAAUGUUCCUUAUCCAUUUCAUUAUUCAUACGUACAUAUAUAUAUACACCUAUAUAUAUAUAUUUUCUGUUUAUGUAUGUUUAUUUUCAAAUAUUUAUUGACGAUGAUUAAACUGAUCUUUCUUUUCAUAUCGUUUUGCAAGUAUCGCGUAUUACGAUUUGAAAAUUUCUUAAUUGUGCCGCAUAAACUAAAAAGGAAAAGGAAUUCGUUUGAUCGAUCGACUAAACGUGUUGCCGUUAGCAACGAUAAAGAUUUCAGGCUUUUAUAUGUUCCAAGUUCGUUUGCUUUUCUUCCCACUUAUUCGUACCUUUAGUAUCCAUCGAACUCGGUAGUACAUUUGCAUCGUUAAGUAAAUGAAUUUAACGCGGAUUUUCUCCAAAGAAGAGAUGUAGUAAUACCUCGGAGAAAUACUGUGAGAUUAUUUCUUUAAACGAAGAAGAAGAAGAAGAAAGAACAAAAGAGGAAACAAAAGAAAAAAGAAAACGUAAGAACUUUUGCCUCGACUAAGAAUUGAUUUGUUAACAAUUAAGAACAAACCUUUUUAAUCUCUAAUUAAAAGCCAAACAGAGAUAUCUCCAUGAAAAUUGAAUUCAAAUCGAACAAUUAUAUUUAAAGUAAACGAUUUUAUAAAAAGAGAAAAAAAGGAGGAAGACGAAAAAUGGUCAUGGUAGUCGAAAUAAUCGAUGAUACUCCGAAAGAAAAAUUGUUCCUCGGAGGUUGGAGGAAUAUUAUUACAGGAAUAUCAUAUUAUAAUGCUUUUACGCAAACAUCUGUAGACGGUAAGGACGUUCAAAAUAAGUGCAACUGUUUCGUACAAACAGUAAAUCCAGUAAAUGUAUCUACGUGUACGUAUCGCGAUAAGUCUAUUCGAACGAGCUACGUGCCUGACUUACAAGACAGAUUUAUUCGAGUCCGUGGUAUUUUUAACACGGCCACGAAACUAAUAGGAUCGACGAAUUUAUCGAAGGAAGCUAGUGCAAUCAAGAUACAGAGAUUUUACAGAGCUUAUCGUGCAAGAUACGCUACUCCUGGUUCCUCUCAAAAUUUCAUUCAAGAAAGAAACGAUUUUGGAGAAGACUCAAGGCGUCCACUCGAGAGGAUAGAUCUUGAGAGGUUAGAUGGUCUGCAGCCGGAAACGAAAUCCGAUUUCGAUCGGCUCUACAACGCUUUGGACCAAUGGCGUAUUUUGGAGAUCGAACGAGUGACCGGUAAGCUUUUCCACCCGUCGAAGAUCGCCGUUUGUAGUCUCAUCCUAUCGAGAGAAGUAGAACUCCUUCGUAAGAUAGACGCGAUGAAGAGUGCGGCGAAGCUGAAGUUGAAGGAACGACGUAGACGCAACUUCCUCGAGGAGCUUUCGAAACCUGUCCUUUGGAGGAUUAAUCAAGGAGAAUCGAUCUUGGUAGACACGCCGAUCGUUCAAAGGUCUCAACGAUUUCGUAAUCUCUACGACAUGGUUAGCAAGAAAAACGAUUUUACGAGUUUGAAGCGUAUGGAGUUAUUGAUCGAAAUUAAAAAAGAGGCCGAGCCGCAUACCUGCGUUUAUUCCGACGAAUUGAUUUAUCUUAUAAAUCAAGAGAUCGAUCUUUUAUCUCUUAAAAUCGAUGUGUCCAAAUUGAAUUGUCUAAGAGAUCGCAUUACAAUAGCUUUUUUAUUAUUUGCAAAUAAUUUCUUAAAGAGUCAUCAACGAGGUAUUAUCAACGGAGAUACAGAUCGUACUAUAAAAAGAUUUUGCAAAUCCUGCGGCAGAAUUUUAUCGUCGGCAAAAUAUCGUCGUCGUCAUAGAUUUAGAAAUUUCUCGUCGUGCGUUUACUGCAUCGGUUUACGUCCUGGUAGGACUCCAAGGAUCGUCUACGAGCCGUAUCGACGAAUGCUGAGAGAGGUCAGGCGUCUAGAGACGAGUAACCGUUGUCACUCGGGCUUUGCUUUCGUUAUAUCUCCCAAGGUCGUUUAUCGUCUGGUGAACGGCAUCUGGCACGGAAAAUCCGCUAUUUCCGAGUGCGACCAGCUCGAUCGAUUGUGUCUCCUACGUUUUCGUAAUGACGUAGAAUGGUCACCCUGGAAUACUUUACUGUUGACCAAAGAGGAAGCUCUCAAACAUCGGACGAUAAGAAAUCUUCAAGAUUUUUACGACGGUGAACUUCUCCGAAAGUUUCAUAUGAAAAAUUUGCAAGCUAAACUUUCUUUUCGAUAUUUAUUCGAAACGAAAAAAAAUAUCGACUUUUGAUUUACCAUUGUCCGUAAUUGGUAACAUAAAUAUAUAUAUAUAUAUAUAUAUAUAUAUAUAUAUAUAUGAUACAAAAUGUAAAUUUGAUCUGACACUUUUUGCGCGCGAACAUACGAUACGACGCGUUAAAAAAAGAUAACGCAAUUUUACUUUGCCUUUUAUGAUAUGGAUGAUGAUGAUAGGUAAAUAUAAAUAUAAAAAUUAAUCAAAAGAAAAAAAGGAAAGAGAGGAAAAAUGAAAUGGACGAUAUGAAAUGUAAGUUUGACUUAAAUUUUUCUCGUGCGAACGUACGAUUAAAAAAAAGGAGAAAAAGCAGAAGUAGAAGAAAAAGAAAAAGAAGAAGAAGAAAAAGAAGAAGAAGUGGAAGAAGAAGACGAAGAGGAAGGACGCAGAACACGAAUUAAAGUCUAAAAGUUAUCGUUGUUCUGCUUCUUUCGUCGAGCCUGUCUUCGUGCUUUCGUGAAAAGCUUUUGGUCGCGUUGAUAGCGCGAGUUAAUCGCGUUGCAGUUUAUAAACUAAGUUUCCGUCUAAGACAGAAGGUACUCGUGAAUGCGUCCAACGUUUUAAAUGGCAUUCUCAUAACUACUUCAAGGACGAACGACGUCCUUCCUUCCUUCCUUCCUUCCUUCUUUCCUUCUUUCUCUUUCUUUCUGUUUUUUUUUUUUAUAUUUUUUUUCUACAUUUCAAUGCCAAAGACGAUGAUAAAACGACGAUAAAAUGUUUCAACUUUUCUUUGGACCGUCGAACGAAUUUGGAACAAAAAAGAUUUACGAGCAAGAGAUCCCUUAUUAUUUAUCCAUCCCUUAGAAAUCAUAAAUAACAAGGUCAAACUAAAUAGGUGAAUGCAUAUAUCCAAAAGUAUAAAAUAUUCUUUUAUAAAUGGUCCUAAAGUUUAAUGUAAACAAAAAAUAUGUAUAUAUAUAUAUUUUGGGGGUGAAGUAUCGUUUCCUUUCUUUUUUUUUUGGGGGGUGGGAGAGGUGAGGGCAGAAGUAUGUUAAACCGGAGACGGCUCCUAUCGUCGGCUAUUCAGACGAUGGAAUAUUCAACCGGCAUCGAGAACAACGAGAGCUUAACAUGUCCCGAAGAGUUUUCGCUCAGAACGACGAAGAGAAGAGAACGUUUCAACGGAACGUUUCCCAGGGGUGUCAUUUUGAACGAGAAAGUCUCUCUUUUCGAAUACGGUACAACGAGUCGAUUCUGUCGUCUCGGACAUACAUAUCAGACUAGCACGACUUUAAAAAGAGAUCAGAGAAAACUUUUCGACAGAUUGUAUUUCUAUUUCUUUUCGUAUUUUAUUUUCUUCUCUUUGUAUUUUUUUGUUUGAUUUUUUCUCUUCCUUACGAUUAAAUUCCAAUAAUUAUGCAUUUAAUUUAUUUUCUUUUACGACGUACAAUUGCGCUCGCAUAUGUGAAGUUGAAAAAAGUCGUCAGUCGUCUUUCUUUUCUUUUUUUUUUCUUUUUGAUGUACUAAGUAUAAAGGAAAAGAAGGACGGAAGGAAGGAAAAUGUAAGAAAGGAAAAAGAUUAUAAAAGAAAAGGGAAAGAAUGUGUGGUCGGAUAUAUUACUACGGUCGCAAGAAGGACUCUUGAUCUACGAGGAGUCGUUUGCCGUUGAGAAAGAAUCGAGGAAGGGGUUGAAUCGAGAUGGUGGUGGUGAGUUGAGUGGAGAUGCUCCAGAAUAUCUUAAUUUUCAGCAACAUUACUUUUCCCUUUUUUCUUACGAUUUGUAACACCUUACGAAGGACCUUAAACCUUCCCAGCCGAAUUUUGAUAUCUAUCUACGUUUUUCUCAUUGUCCAACAAUCCCUUCUCUCAUUGUCCUCGAUAAUAAUCCUCGCAUUUUUCUUACGACACGAAACGGACGAGACCCGAAACGACUUCCUCUUACAUUUGGAUACAUUUGUUUGGUACUUUGUCGAACGUAAUUGGAAUCAAUAAAAGUUUUCAUGAUUUUCAUGAGCGUAUAAACGUCUGUAUGAUACAUAUUUA
Messenger RNA from Vespula vulgaris, 4638 nucleotides. Its product is annotated as IQ and ubiquitin-like domain-containing protein. Gene Ontology annotation, biological process: cilium assembly. Gene Ontology annotation, molecular function: protein binding. Gene Ontology annotation, cellular component: acrosomal vesicle; motile cilium. The record is from RefSeq and is a predicted model, not a curated record. The transcript has 3 exons. Bases 1086 to 2651 code for a protein of 521 amino acids. Lineage: Eukaryota; Metazoa; Arthropoda; Insecta; Hymenoptera; Vespidae.